Oncorhynchus mykiss (rainbow trout) is the source of this 4095-nucleotide messenger RNA. RefSeq names its product deoxynucleotidyltransferase, terminal (gene dntt). Gene Ontology annotation, molecular function: DNA nucleotidylexotransferase activity; DNA-directed DNA polymerase activity; DNA binding. Gene Ontology annotation, biological process: double-strand break repair via nonhomologous end joining. The record is from RefSeq and is a predicted model, not a curated record. Gene Ontology annotation, cellular component: nucleus. NCBI's taxonomy places the organism in Eukaryota, Metazoa, Chordata, Actinopteri, Salmoniformes, Salmonidae.
AAUUGGAGUGAACUAAUGGACAACAACACUUAGACCUCUACUUCCAAUUUAUACACUAAGUAUUUUACAAUAGUUAACUUUUGAUUGUUUUUAAUCACAUCCUUCAGCUUCCAUACAUCUAUCUCUGAAGCCCAUCCAGUAUAUUGAAGCCCAUCCGUAUAUUUUUAACUGUGCUGUUUCACAACAUUUCUGAACCUACAUAUAUUUUACAGACACAGUAUAUUUUACGUUAGUCAUCUUGUUGUUAUUAAUCCCACCCUUCAGCUCCACUCAACCCCUCCCGUCUAUCUCUUUACGCCAUCCAUUUUUAAUUUCUAUCUGCCAUAUGUUUUUCAACUGUGCUGUGAUGUUUCACAAAAGUUUCAUUAGUGUUGAUUACAUGGCUUUGCUUUUCCUCUCUGGACUCUAUGUGGACUAACUUUCGAUCCAUUCAAUGUGGAUUCAUGAAGUCUCUCUAAUACUGAACGUUUUAUCUGUUGAUUCAUUUGAACCAUUGAGGUAUCCUUGGUUGAACUCCAUUCACUGUCAUUUUUGGAUUUUGGCAGUUGAUCUCUGCCUAAUAAAACCCUAAUCAUAAACACCUGUUGCUUUGCCAGAGGUUUCCUGUCAGCCAGCCUCUCAGAGACCUCAUUCAAACUGCCAGUUUGUCCCUGUGUCGACAAAUAAGAGACCAACAAUUGUGGCAUCACCAAAACAAGGCAAGAGGUGUGGGGCACAACACAGACUAUCGUUAGAAAGUAGCAAAAACAAGUGCCGUGUUUAGGUGCUGCACUUUUUGAAGCUCAUCCCAAAGAGAUGAUCCAUGCUAGCAUUCUGCCACGUGUGAAGAAAAGGCCAAGGCCAGUUGAGGCUGGUGCUCGGGGUCAAGAAGAGGUCAAGUUCAAUGAGGUGACGGUGUACCUGGUGGAGAGGAAGAUGGGCAGCAGUAGAAGGAGCUUUCUGACCAGCCUGGCCAGGUCAAAAGGCUUUAGAGUGGAAUACGCCCUCAGUGAUGAGGUCACCCACGUGGUGGCAGAGGAUAACCAGGCCGGGGCAUUGUGGGCGUGGCUACGGGGGAGUGGUCUGAGGGAUGUCUCCAGACUGCAGGUGCUGGACAUCUCCUGGUUCACGGACAGCAUGAGAGAGGGGAGACCUGUCACUGUGGAGACCAGGCACUGUAUUCCGGAUACUUCAUCCACAGUGACAGAAUGUUCUCCACCCACUGCUGCUGCCAACGUUUCUCAAUACGCAUGUCUGAGACGGACAACCACGGAAAAUCACAACAAGAUAUUCACGGAUGUGUUGGAGGAGCUGGCGGAGAAUUCUGAGUUCAAUGAAAGUAAGGGUCCAUGUCUGGCAUUCCGGCGAGCAGCCUCAGUCCUGAAGAGUCUGCCAUCAGCAGUGCACUGUCUGGGGGCCAUCCAGGGCCUCCCCUGCCUGGGUGAGCACACCAAGGCUGUCAUGGAGGAGAUCCUUAUAUUUGGCCGCUCCUUUAAAGUUGAAGAGGUACAGAGUGAUGAACGAUAUCAGGCACUUAAGCUGUUCACCAGUGUGUUCGGGGUUGGACCCAAAACUGCUGAGAAGUGGUACCGCAGAGGGCUGCGCUCACUCAAGGAGAUUCUGGCCGAGCCCAACAUCCAGUUGAACAGGAUGCAGAGAGCUGGUUUCCUGUAUUACAGGGACAUCUCCAAGGCUGUCAGUAAAGCCGAGGCCAAAGCUCUUAGAAGCAUCAUUGAAGAGACUGCCCAUUGGAUCGCACCCGAUUCUAUACUGGCUCUGACAGGUGGCUUUCGCAGGGGGAAGGAGUACGGGCACGAUGUGGACUUCCUGUUGACCAUGCCUGAGAUGGGAAAAGAAAAGGGGCUACUGGUUCGUGUGAUCGACAGACUUAGAGACCAGGGCAUUCUGCUAUACUGUGAGCACCAGGGCUCCACCGUUGACAUGAGCAAGCUGCCUAGUCGCAGGUUCGAGGCCAUGGACCACUUCGAGAAGUGCUUCCUGAUCCUGAGACUGGAGGAGGGACAGAUGGAGGGGGAUGGAGGGCUGCAGAAGGACCCAGGGGAGAGCAGGGGCUGGAGGGCCGUACGGGUGGACCUGGUGGCCCCACCUGUUGACCACUAUGCCUUUGCCCUCCUGGGCUGGACCGGCUCCAGGCAGUUUGAGAGAGAUCUGAGGAGGUUUGCCAGGAAGGAGAGGGGGAUGAGUCUUGACAACCACGCCCUGUAUGACAAAACCAAGAAACUAUUCCUACCGGCAACUUCAGAGGAGGAUAUCUUUGCCCAUCUGGGUUUGGAGUAUGUGGAGCCCUGGCAGAGAAACGCAUAAGCAUGUUUCCCUCACAGACACCCAUACAAUGCCACCUUGGCUACAUACAGUACAUCACUCCCAUCUGUCUACCCGCUCGGCUACACACUACUGCAAUCUCAUUUCAAAGAGCCUAAUCUGGGUUGAUUUCUAUACUUGUAUUCUGUUGUUGGACUAGAUGCUGAUGUAUGAUUCAUCAUUUUAGUCUUUUCAUCAUGCCUGGCUGCUUUCUGUUAGCCUCUUAGCGAGUAAACAUUCUGCUCUGUCAUUCACAACACACUUUUCUCUGAGCAUUCUUGUCUAUGUGACUGAUACAAAGCUAAAUCAACAAAUGAAUUGCCUGUGGUGGCUGCAAGGUAAAAAGGGAGAGAGGAGAGGGGUAUAAGCGUGGGCGAGAGAGAGAAAGCCUCAUCGAGAAAAAUGGUUGUAAUCAACCUCCUCCUGGCAGGAGAGCGCUCAGCACGAACCGGAGCCAAGCCUCCUGGGAAUGGAGAGGUGGGUAAUGAGCUGCAGAUAGGGGAGCAUUCAGCAUCCCCGUUUAGCCUCUGUUUGAGCCUCCACAUCCACUGGAGAUCAUUUAGCAACCGCUCGCAACAGCUACAGCCUUCUCCACUCAGUCCACUGUCACAAUCAAUCCCUUUCCCGGGCACAGGACUGAAUUGUGCUGAUUAAGGCCAAUCAACUGAGCUGGACAAGCUGCAGUGACCAGGAUUCAUAUGACAAGUCAGUUCACAUUGUAAAUGCAAUGUUGGUUAUUAAGAUAGAUGUUGACAUUUGCAAACAUUUAUCCCAAUAUACAGUAACUUAGUGAGUGUAGCCGUUUUAAUGCACUUUUGUUAGGAAGCAUGGUAUUAUUCUUCUCCAUGGUAAGUGCAGAUAUACUGUACGUCACUGGGGCUAUCGCAUCCUAGUGAAGAACCCUAUUUAAAGAUCUUUAAGUAGAGCAUCCCAGGCACAUUGAGGAGUCGACCCCACGGCCUAGCUCUCACUCCCUUUACCUUCUCUCCCCUAUCCAGGCUGGUCGGUCAAACAGAGAGAUUGAGCUCACAGUUUCAACAUCACUGUGAAGGUCCAGUGGAGGAAGCGUAACUAAUACUGCAUGGACAAAUACUUUUAAAGCUGUGAUGUAAUUACUAUGGGAUUUAGUCCUAACAGUUUCACAAUCUUUUAGCAAUUUUCUAGGAUUUAAAUCCCAUUCGUUCUGACCUGAAAGGGUCCUGUCUGCCUUAACAAUUAAAGAGGAGUGCUCCCACAUAUCACACACAUUCAAGUGUGUUUUCUGUGGUACAAGGUGAGGAAUAUACUAAAAGUACACACAUGUGACAGAUACCACUGUUUAUGGAAGUGUAUUACUGGCCAUUUCAUUCAUACAUUGUCGUGUUUGUUUGCUCUGCUUUGCAAUAAAUCAACAGACCAUUCAACAGACUCUCAUUGCUACCACCAGUGAAAUAAACUGUUCACUGUUAUUAUAAUAUGUUCAGAACCUCAAUAAACAAAAUUACAAGGGAGCAUCAACCAAUUAUCCAAUCCUGAAAAUGCAUGUUGUCCAGGGCCCAGUGCUUCAAAAGUAAUCUGAUCAGAUUUUGGCAAUCGCUUAGAAGGAAAUCCAUAGAAAUAGAAUGAAUAGAACAGGCGUCCCCAUUAGUUGACUAUACCAAAGUAAGGUCAAUAAACAGUGGUACAGUGCAGUAUCAACUCUUCAAUAAAAUCAUUCAGUAAAUCUGGAUUAAAAUAAUUACAAUAGAAUAGCAACCAGGUGGUCUUUGCACGUGAAUUCAGCACUACACGUGUAAUAACCUUGCAUACUAUCAU